Molecule: messenger RNA, 447 nt
Organism: Cyanidioschyzon merolae strain 10D
Lineage: Eukaryota; Rhodophyta; Bangiophyceae; Cyanidiales; Cyanidiaceae
Exons: 1
Coding region: 1-447 (148 amino acids)
Biological process (GO): rRNA (guanine-N7)-methylation; peptidyl-glutamine methylation; tRNA methylation
Molecular function (GO): protein heterodimerization activity
Source: RefSeq, a predicted model, not a curated record
AUGCGUCUCCUGACCCAUAACUUGUUGAUCUGUCCCGUACACAAGAAACCAUUGGCGAUCCGUAACGUUUCCGCUGUAGACAUAAUCCCAGUGGAGUACCAACCCAGGUUUCUGCUGCGCAUGAUCCCACGACUCGACUGGUCGCUGCUACGAGCAGCAGCGGUCUCUGUAGAAUCUGACUGUGUGGAUGCACUGCCGGAAGCAGCUCCAAGCCCCUCGGAGCUGCCGGCGCUGGAAAAAGCGGUCGAAAGCGGAGACCGUUUGCCGCUUUUGGAUGCUCUUCAGCGACUGUUGCUCGAGACGCACGUCGUAGGCGGCCAGUUGCACUGCGAACACGGAGAGUUUUAUGUAAUUGCCGACGGCAUUCCGAACCUCUUAGCGGACGCAGCUGUAAACCCAUCGGAAACAGCGUCUGAGCAGGCCGCGUGUACAACGGAAGGUAGUUAG